Molecule: messenger RNA, 1251 nt
Organism: Oppia nitens
Lineage: Eukaryota; Metazoa; Arthropoda; Arachnida; Sarcoptiformes; Oppiidae
Product: phospholipase A2 group XV-like
Exons: 3
Coding region: 1-1251 (416 amino acids)
Biological process (GO): lipid metabolic process
Source: RefSeq, a predicted model, not a curated record
AUGAAUAAUUUAGUUAUUAUAUUAGUGUUGAUAUUACCGAUUAGUCCAUUGCAUACAUCCAUUGUUAAGAGAGAUUAUAAUGACAAUCGUGUAGAAGAUGGACACAAAAAAUUGUAUCCAAUUAUUUUGGUUCCGGGUGACGGCGGUUCUCAAAUUGACGCUAAGCUCAAUAAAGCCGAAGUUCCCCAUUAUUUUUGUGAUAAGAAAACUGAUGACUACUUUAAUCUAUGGCUAAAUCUGGCACUUUUGGUACCAUUUGUUAUCGAUUGUUGGAUUGAUAACAUGAAACUAGUUUACGAUAACACCAGUAGAACCACAUCUAAUACAUUUGGUGUCGAGACACAGGUUCCCGGGUUAGGCAAUACAUCAACUGUUGAAUAUGUAGAUCCCAGUCGAGUACCUGUAUCAGGAUAUUUCAAUAAUCUAGUUAAACAAUUAGUCGAUUUUGGUUAUGAGAGAGGAGUAUCCAUUAGAGGAGCACCAUAUGAUUUUCGUAAAGCACCUAAUGAAUUAGCAGAUUAUUUAAUUCAAGUUAAAGAUCUAAUAGAAGAUACUUAUGAAAUAAAUAAUCAAACAAAGAAUAUUCUGUUAUGUCAUUCAAUGGGUUGUCCAACACUUCUAUAUUUUCUCAAUAGACAGACCCAGGGUUGGAAAGACAAAUAUAUUCAAUCAUUUAUAACAUUAGCCGCUCCCUGGGCUGGAGCUGUCAAAUCUAUGAAAGCAUUUGCUUCGGGAGAUAAUUUUGGUGUUAUAGUUGUGCCAUCGAUUACUAUACGAGAGGACGAGCGAACGUUUCCAAGUUUGGCAUAUUUGUUGCCGAGUGAUAAAGUUUGGGGAAAUAAUGAAGUGCUUAUGGAGUCUACUCUAAGAAAUUAUACGGUUAUGAAUUAUAGAGAGUUUUUUGAAGAUUUAAAUUACAUGACCGGCUAUAAUAUGUGGCUCGACGUCAAAAAUUUGACAUAUGAUAUGACACCUCCAGGUGUUGAAGUGCAUUGCAUUCAUGGUUAUGGUUUGGACACAAUGCAUAAGUUAGUCUACAAUAAGGGUAAGUUUCCCGAUUCACAGCCACAUAUUGUUUACGGUGACGGCGACGGAACCGUUAACUUGAAGAGUCUUGAGGCGUGUAAGGAUUGGCAGAAUAAACAAAAACAAAAAGUCGUUUACAAAGCAUACUCUAAAUCCGAUCACAUUAUUGUUAUGAGUGAUCCACGAGUUAUCAGUUAUAUUAAAGAGUUAGCUAUUGUUAACUAA